Molecule: messenger RNA, 2797 nt
Organism: Oncorhynchus keta (chum salmon)
Lineage: Eukaryota; Metazoa; Chordata; Actinopteri; Salmoniformes; Salmonidae
Gene: ghdc
Product: GH3 domain containing
Exons: 11
Coding region: 261-2168 (635 amino acids)
Cellular component (GO): cytoplasm
Molecular function (GO): acid-amino acid ligase activity
Source: RefSeq, a predicted model, not a curated record
AUCUUUGACGAAAUGUAUAUCCAUUGUUAGUGGCCACUCGACCAUCUUGUCUAUAUAAUAUAACAUCUUUGGUGACCGGUCGAAACAAGGAAGUGAAAUUCUUGCUUUAAAACAUCUUGCAAAGUGAAGAAUCCUCAUGUUUUAAACUUAGUUAACGGACUGGACAAUGCUUUUCGUUAAAGUUAACAAAUUGACAGCUUUAACGUGAACGAAAACCUUUUUUAUCUUAUUUUGAAAUUAUUUAUGAGUUGAUCAGUUCGAUGGCUAUAUUAGGGCGCUCGAAAUGUAUUCGUUGUGCAUUAGUCAUUACAAUUCUCUCCAUUAUUAUAGCCACUGGACAAAGUCUUGAGCUACUCGGGAUGCUGCGUCCUUUGCCCAGUGUGCUUGGAGUCCUGUCUCUGGGUGGAAUGGCGCUGCUUUGGAAGGACAUAAGCUCGAAAGUGAAAGGAGAGAACCGGACUUUGAGCAGUCUGCUAAGCCAGUAUUUUGCCGUGAAGGUUGUGGGUUGGCUGGGUAAGCGGCAAAGAGGGAAACUGGAAGCCGAUACGCUGAAUAUACGUCAAGUUCAAGAGGAAACUCUUCUAAAGCGCCUGCGCAAGAACGCUGACACAUGUUAUGGAAAGCAGUAUGAUUUUAGCUCAAUCAAAGACUGUGAGGCCUUUCGUACACGUCACCCGGUGACGACGUAUGAGCACUAUCGUGAGCUGGUGACGAGAGUGGCGGCUGGAGAAGAGAAGGUCCUCAUAGCUGAGAAACCCCUUAUCUUAGCCAUGACAUCGGGUACAUCUGGGGCCAGCGCCAUGCUGCUGAGCACCAAGGACACCAACACAGAGUUCUUCCUACAGGGCGUGGCUGUGUGUCUGGAUGCCAUGCGGCGUGCGUUCCCGGCCAGCGACAGCCUCCAGCGCACCACCAAGCUCUUCUACUCGCCCACCUUUCGCCAGUCUGAGGCAGGCAUCCCCAUUGGGCCUAACUCCUCCACCCCGGCUUCAUCCCGCCACAUGCUCAACCUAUACACCACACCCGCACCCGCCUUCCAGGUGCCCAGUGAGAGAGACACCCUCUACCUGCACCUCCUCUUUGCCCUCAAAGACCCCAGCGUGGGCACCCUGGAGUCCAACUUCGCCUCCACUGUCUUUUAUGCCUUCAGUGCCCUCCAGGAGCGUUGGCAGGAGCUGGUGGAGGACAUCAAGCUGGGUCGAGUCAGCCCUGCUCUGACCCUGGAGCCAGCGGUGAGGGCCAGCCUGGAGGGCCAGAUGAAGCCAGACCCGGAGCGCGCCACCCAGCUCCGGACCCACUUCCAGCAGGGCUUUGUGGGCAUCGUGCGGCGCCUCUGGCCCCAGCUCAACCUGGUGCUGGCUGUGGACUCUGGAUCUAAUCAGAUCUAUGGGGAGAUGCUGCGGGAGCGCUACUGCCAGGGGAUUCCCUUCUACUCACCCUUCUACGCCGCCACCGAGGGUCUGAUUGGGGUGAACCUGUGGCCUGAGGAGGAGCGGAGGAGGUACUUGCUGUGUCCUCGCUCCAUGUUCUGUGAGUUCCUCCCAGAGGCCAGUUUGGACCAGGAGGCGCCUGAGAAACACACACUUCUCAUGGAGGAAGUGCAGGAGGGACACAGCUAUGAGCUGGUCGUCACCAACGCAUCCGGACUCUUCAGAUAUCGUAUGGGAGAUAUAGUAAAAGUGGUUGGCUUCCACAAUCAGUGUCCAGUUGUCGAAUUUCAAUACAGGCGGGGUCAGAUGCUGAGCGUGCGGGGGGAGAAGGUGUCUGAGGUGAUGUUUCUGGGGGCUCUGAAGCGAGCCAUCAGCCAGUGGCCCGGGGCUCAGCUAGUUGACUACUGCUGCGCAGAGAGCGCCAUAAUGGGAGAGUCUUGUGGAGGUUCUGAUCCUCACUAUCAAGUGUUUGUGGAGCUAAAGGGGGUGAGGAACCUGACAGAGGAGCAACGCUACAAGUUGGACCAGUGUGUCCAGGAGGACUCGGCUGUCUACAAGUCGUUCCGGUUCAAAGGCAGCAUCGGACCAAUGAGAGUGCAGAUGGUGGCAGAGGGUGCAUUCAAGGAACUGCGUAAACAAAUGAUGGCCUUCUCCAACACCUCGCCCAACACGUUCAAAAUGCACCGCGUACUACGCAGAAAGGAGUACGCUGACUUCUUGUUAGGGAAGACCAUCUGAAUGGCAUUAUGGGACGUGAACUCAACCGGAAAGUGGAGACGUGUGUGUUGUGCACUGCAACCGUGGAGAGGAAUAUUAUUCUCUAUGAAAGUGAAUGUAAUUUGUUGGCAUAGUCAUUUUAGGAGACAGGCAAUCUGUGAAAAUGACAAAUGACAACUAUCGUUUGGUAACCCACUGAACAGCUACAGCGACAAGGGUAUUUAAAAUCAUAUAAGGACUUCUGCUUUUUUAUAAUGGACAUCUAUGUGUUAGAAACGAAGUUCAACUGGUUGUCUUGUCAACAUUCUCUACCCCUGACAUGGUGGAAAUCAGUAUCUUUCCCUCCAGACUUAGACAAAAAAUCACUCAAGUCUUUUGACAAUAAUGGAACAACUGAUUGUAAAUCCACAGGCAUCUAAUGCCCACUCCUUCAGUGAAGACGAUUUUCUUACUCUUUUGGACAGUUUUAAACCUGUGCUGGAUAAACUUUACACACAAUGUUUAUGGACAUUAUAAUAUGUUACAUUUUGUUUGCCCCUAUCUUGUCCAACUUCAUGGACUGACUUUGCCCUUUGAACCUUGACAUUCACAGACAAAAUUCAGUCUUGUACAACAAUGAUUUUUAUUUGCAAAUAAAAGUGGUAAUAGUG